Rattus rattus (black rat) is the source of this 785-nucleotide messenger RNA. RefSeq names its product T cell immunoreceptor with Ig and ITIM domains (gene Tigit). The transcript has 4 exons. The record is from RefSeq and is a predicted model, not a curated record. Gene Ontology annotation, cellular component: cell surface. NCBI's taxonomy places the organism in Eukaryota, Metazoa, Chordata, Mammalia, Rodentia, Muridae. The coding region runs from base 50 to 775 and encodes 241 amino acids. Gene Ontology annotation, molecular function: signaling receptor binding. Gene Ontology annotation, biological process: positive regulation of interleukin-10 production; negative regulation of T cell activation; negative regulation of interleukin-12 production.
GUCGGAGGAAAGGCCACUUCCACUUUCCCGUAGGCCUCUGAUUAGAAGCAUGCAUGGCUGGAUGCUCCUGGUCUGGGUCCAGGGGCUGACAGAAGCUGCCUUCCUUGCUGCAGGAGCCACAACGGGCACAAUAGAGACAAAGGGGAACAUCUCUGCAGAGGAAGGUGGCUCUGUCGUCUUACAAUGUCACUUCUCCUCCGACACAGCUGAAGUGACCCAAGUCAACUGGGAGCAGCGGGACCAGCUUCUGGCCAUUUACAGUGUUGACCUGGGGUGGUAUGUCCCCUCGGUCUUCAGUGAGCGAGUGGUCCCAGGCCCCAGCCUAGGCAUCACCUUCCAGUCACUGACCACGAAUGACACAGGAGAAUACCUCUGCACCUAUCAUACCUAUCCCGAUGGGAUUUACAAGGGGAGAAUAUUCCUGAAGGUCCAGGAAGGCUCAGCUCAUUUCCAGAUUGCCUUGCUUGGAGGGACCAUGGCGGCUGUGUUGGGACUCAUUUGCUUAAUGGCCACAGGGGUGACUGUACUGGCUAGAAAGAAGUCUAUUAGAAUGCAUUCUGUAGAGAGCGGCCUUGGGAGAACGGAAGCUGAGCCACAGGAAUGGAACCUCAGGAUUCUCUCAUCCCCUAGGGGCCCUGUCCAGACACAAGCUGCCCCUGCUGGCCUCUGUGGAGAGCAGGCAGAAGAUGACUAUACUGAUCCACAGGACUACUUUAAUGUCUUGAGCUACAGAAGCCUAGAGAGCUUCAUUGCUUUGUCAAAAACUGGCCAAUGACAGCUCCCUC